CGGCAGCGCAAAAGCAACAAAACACAACGGCGCCUGCAACAGCAGUGCCUUUGACGCAGUUUGCACGUCUGUUCCGGAGCACGCUCGCUGUUACGUGCAUGCGCGCGCGCGCGCGCGCCGUCGCGCGUGCGGCGCACUUGCGUCACGCGGGGAGGGGGGCGCAUGCGCAGCGCGUUCCCCUGGCAACGAAGCGACCCGCCGCCUAGCGGUUGGCCGCAGUGGCCACACGAGCAGCCGCCGAGGAGCCGUUCUGCUGCUACGCCGUCGGACCGCUCGCCGCUGAAACAGUCUGCCCGCAGUCGCCGUGCGUUCCUGGGAAGUGGUCGUCCUCGGCCGGCCAGCUGCAGCGAGUAAUACCUGUGGACCCAGAGUCGACCAACGUUUGGAAUCAUGAGUGUCGAGGAGGCCCGGUUCUCGGUGUUGGGCUACGACCAGGUGGUGCGGCUGCAGGAGCUCCUGGAGGAGCCCGUGUCCGUCCAGGGUCGCGGCAACUUCCCGGCGCUCGAGACUCGGCUGCGGGACCUGGUGCAGCGCGUGCGGUCGCAGCUGGGCCGCCAGGGCGUGCCCGUGCGGGACGUGCGGCUGAACGGCGGCGCCGCGUCCUACGUGCUGGAGCCGGACACGUCGGCCGAGUACAACGACCUGGACGUCAUCUUUGGCUGCGAACUUGGCAGCAGCGGCGCCGGCGGCUUCGAGCGCGUCAAGACAGCCGUGCUUGACGCACUGGCCGAGCUGCUGCCGGCCGGCGUGAAGCGCAUCAAUGCGUGCGCCCUCAAGGAGGCCUACCUGCACAAGCUCGUGAAGGUGGCCACCGACGAAGACCGCUGGUCGCUCGUCUCGCUUUCCAACAGCCUGGGCCGUAACGUCGAGCUCAAGUUCGUGCAUCGAAUGCGGCGCCAGUUCGAGUUCAGCGUCGACUCGUUCCAGAUCGUGGUGGACCCGCUGUUGCUGCUACACCAGUGCGGCGGCGGUUCGGCGGAGGCGUUGCUGCCACGCUGCACGCAGGACUUCUUCCCCAGCGUGCUUGCCGAGUCAGUGUACGGCAACUUCGGUCAGGCGCUGGAGCACCUGCGGCGGCGGCUCAUCGCGACGCGCAACCCCGAGGAGAUCCGCGGCGGCGGCCUGCUCAAGUACUGCCACUUGCUGGCGCGCGGCUUCCACACGACCGACUCGACGCGGGCCCUGGAGCGCUACAUGUGCUCUCGCUUCUUUAUCGACUUCCCCGAGAUCCAGGCGCAGCGCGCAAAGUUGCACAGCUUCCUGGCCAACCACCUCUCGCACGAGCGGCUGCGCUACUCGUUCCUGGCGACCCUGUACCGCGUCGUGGACGGCUCUACAGUGUGCCUGAUGGGCCACGAGCGGCGCCAGACGCUGCAGCUGAUCCAGGAGCUGGCAUGCCGCGCGCUGCUUGUGCAGCAGCAGCCGCCCCGGCUGUGCGGAUUCGCCCAGCCCUGCUGGCUGCUCGGCCUGGGCCCCACGUUGGGCCCGGCGGGCUUGAGCCCCGGCCUGGCCGCAGGACCCCUCUGAGCGCAGGCGUGCGUCGUGGUGUGCGUGUGUGUGCGCGACGGUAUGCAGCGCCGGAAGCCGACAGGGCGGCCUUGGCCGCCCGCGGGGAGGACGCACGCGCGGACCGACCCGGGUCUUCCAUGGCCCCCCCUACCCUGCAAGUCACGUGAACUGCGGUCAGUCGGACUCCUUGCGCGCGCCGGAAUGCAACAGCUGAGCGGGGCCCAAGGCCGCCCUGUUUUUUUGCCAUGUCCAACUGGGCCGCUCUGUUUCCCUGGGCAAGGCCGCCCGGCAGCCCUAGAUAAGGGCAAGGCCGGCCGCUCCGAACCGCGAGGCCGACGGCCGCUCUGUAAGCUGCCGCAACCGGCAGCUCCCCUCUCCUCGCAAGUCCUUUUCUGUAACAAAGCAUAAAACCAAUGCGAUGUGUUCGGCUCCAAAACUGUA
Messenger RNA from Dermacentor silvarum, 1950 nucleotides. Its product is annotated as terminal nucleotidyltransferase 5B. Gene Ontology annotation, biological process: mRNA stabilization. Gene Ontology annotation, molecular function: poly(A) RNA polymerase activity; RNA binding. The record is from RefSeq and is a predicted model, not a curated record. NCBI's taxonomy places the organism in Eukaryota, Metazoa, Arthropoda, Arachnida, Ixodida, Ixodidae. The coding region runs from base 391 to 1527 and encodes 378 amino acids. The transcript has 2 exons.